UCAAGUAAAUGGAUUGCAAGUUCUCAACAAAAAUGGAGAUGAGUGGAUUGAUGUCAACAUUGCACGAGACUCCUUCCUUGUUUGGUCUGGGGAUCCCUUCAUGGGUAAUAAUGGCGGGAGACAAUGAAAGAUUCUCCAUUCAAUUAUCAUCUUUACCAAAAGUAGAUUACACCAUAGAGGCCCCAAAAGAACUUGUGGAUGAAGAACAUCCUUUACUCUUCAAGCUUUAUGAAGGUGUUGGAUAUUUUAAAUAUGUUAUGUCAGAAGCUGGCAAUAGAGCAGGCACGGGUGUUUUCAAGACUUACUGUGGUGUUUGAAUUGUUUUAGUUCCUAAUGACUUGUUUAGAUGGUUGUUACACAUUGUAUUGUAUUGUUAUUUUAAGUGUAAGCCAACCACAUUUGUUCGUGUUGGCGUGAUCAUGCUUUACUUCCUUAGCAGAAACUCUCUAUUACUUUCUUGUUGUCUUCAUAUGCUUGUGCUGAAGUAUGUUCUGUUCUGUUGCUUUUAUUCUUUAGUUGCAUUACUAAUACCUCAUCAAUGAAUGAGAUGGGGAAAAAAUAGUCCAAUUAUGUGACACCGUUCGAAUUUCGAGAGUCAAAUCUUUCAAUUUUAACAGUGAAUUCAUACGUAGAAGCUUUAAAAAAUUUCAAAUAAAAUUAAUAUAUUUGAAAACUAUGUAAAAAGCGCCUAUAAAUCACAAUGAUUAACAACUCAAAAUAUUUAAAAGGCAUGUAAAGAGUCGCAGUCAAGUAAGAAUUUGUUUCACUCUCGAAAUCCGAAAGGUGCCACAUAAGUUGGGACGAAGGUCGAAGGGAGUAAAUCUCAACAACUUGUGGUUAGUUCAUGGACUGGGGAACUGCGAAACAGAUCAUCCACAGCGAAGAAAAUACUCGAAAAGCAACAAGACGUUUUCCUCUAAAGCAUCAAAUAGGAACGAUUAUUCAACUAACACCAGAUAGUAGAGAAGAUCAUGGAAAAAACACUUUUUAAAAAAGCCUAUGUCAUCUGCAUUAAUCUU
Molecule: messenger RNA, 1019 nt
Organism: Lycium ferocissimum
Lineage: Eukaryota; Viridiplantae; Streptophyta; Magnoliopsida; Solanales; Solanaceae
Product: 2-oxoglutarate-dependent dioxygenase AOP3-like
Exons: 2
Coding region: 9-317 (102 amino acids)
Source: RefSeq, a predicted model, not a curated record